Messenger RNA from Branchiostoma belcheri (Belcher's lancelet), 2374 nucleotides. RefSeq lists its product as uncharacterized. The transcript is spliced from 7 exons. The record is from RefSeq and is a predicted model, not a curated record. Bases 98 to 1786 code for a protein of 562 amino acids. NCBI's taxonomy places the organism in Eukaryota, Metazoa, Chordata, Leptocardii, Amphioxiformes, Branchiostomatidae.
CAUCUGAACAGUUGUAUUGCGCUUGACCACCUGUUGGAUUGCGACAUUUCCUUAUUUCCUCCUACAAACCAAAGUUUGUACAGUCGGCGUCGUGGAAAUGUCUUCGGAGAAACUUGUCAUGGACCAAGGUUCCGUCCCUUCCCUGGCUGGUGUGGGCCUGACAAGGCCGUACAAGAGGCAGGGCGGGCGGCGGACGGGACUGGUGCUCCUGGCGGGAGGCUGUCUGGGCGGGGUGCUGGUGUGCGCCGUCCUCAUGCCGCUGGUCUACGUCACCAUGUCAGACCUGCAGCUGGAAAUCACCGAGCUCAAGAAACUCGUGACCUUCCGCCCUACGCCGACCGCCUCACCUGACACAGAGGACGGACUGAACGACGCUGCUGAGGGCGGGGCAUACAGGGAGCGGAGACAGGCCGACCUGACGCCGUCCUUCGGGGACGUGUACGUGCGGUGGGGGAGGGAGAACUGCGGUGAAAACGCCGAUACUAUCUACGACGGUGUUGUGGGAAGUGGAUAUCAUCACCACCACGGGGGUGGAAGUGACUACCAGUGCCUGCCUCUGGAAGGAGUGGAGUGGCACAAUCCAGUGUCCGGUAAUCAGCACCAGAGCUACAUGUACGGGACUGAGUACCAGGUCGGUGCUGGGUACUUCUCCACAGACAACAUGGAGUCCAUCACCAACCCUGGUAACUACGACGUCCCCUGCUCGGUGUGUCUCGUGUCCGGUCGGUCUGCACACGUCAUGAUCCCCGCCCGCCUGUCCUGUCCUCAGGGGUGGAGUAAGGAGUACAGCGGCUACCUCAUGUCAGCAAAGCACAGCCACUACAACAACAAGAACUUCAUCUGUGUGGACGGAGCUCCCAACCUCGUACCAGGAUCGGCUGCUAACAAUGAUCAAGCCCUGCUGUACCUGGUGGAGGCGCAGUGUGGCUCUCUUCCCUGUUUCGUGCCUUCCCUGGCUGGUGUGGGCCUGACCAGGCCGUACAAGAGGCAGGGCGGGCGGCGGACGGGACUGGUGCUCCUGGCGGGAGGCUGUCUGGGCGGGGUGCUGGUGUGCGCCGUCCUCAUGCCGCUGGUCUACGUCACCAUGUCAGACCUGCAGCUGGAGGUGACCGAGCUCAAGAAACUCGUGACCUCCCGCCCUGCGCCGACCGCCUCACCUGCCACAGACGCUGCUGAGAGCGGGGCACACAGGGAGCGGAGACAGGCCGACCUGACGCCGACCUUCGGGGACGUGUACGUGCGGUGGGGGAGAGAGAAAUGCGGUGAAAACGCCGAAACCAUAUACGCCGGUGUUGUGGGAAGUGGACAUCAUAACCACUACGGGGGUGGGAGUGACCACCAGUGCCUGCCCCUGGAAGAUGUGGAGUGGAACAACCCAAGGGCUGGUUAUCAGCACAACAGCUACAUGUACGGGACUGAGUACCAUGUCAGUUCUGGAUACUUCUCCACAGACAACAUGGAGUCCAUCACCAACCCUUACAACUACGACGUCCCCUGCUCGGUGUGUCUCGUGUCCGGUCGGUCUGCACACGUCAUGAUCCCCGCCCGCCUGUCCUGUCCUCAGGGGUGGAGUAUGGAGUACAGCGGCUACCUGAUGUCGGCACACCACUCUCACCAAAACAACAUGAACUUCAUCUGUGUGGACGGAUCUCCCAACCUCGUACCAGGAUCGGCUGCUAACCUAGAUGGAGCCGUGCUGUACCUGGUAGAGGCGCAGUGUGGCUCUCUUCCCUGUGGGCCCUACAUCAACGGCUACGAGCUGACCUGUGUGGUCUGCACCAAGUGAAUCCGUAUUGGAUUUAACCGGCGACAGUGUGUUGUGUACACGUGUGUGUUUGUGCUUUUUCGUGUGAUGCAGCAGUGAACCCAAGGGUUAUAUAUCACGCAGUAACGUGACACUAACAAUAACUUUAUAAUAGGUACUUAGUAGUGUAUUGCAUAUCCCAGAUUUAAGAAAGCUUUGUGUAUACGCGUAUUCGUACACCAUUUACUUGUGUUCAAUGAUUCAGAAAUUAGCUUCACAAGUUGCAGUUACACUUAACGUUUGCGUUGAGUGAUGAUGGGAUAAACUACCGGUAGUUUUAAAUACCAAUCAAAUACCCUCCAUUCUUUAAUUUUAGCAUUUUAAGAACCCAACACACUUAUCAAGAAGAGAUAAUAAUUAAGUGACCCGGUGUGCUUCACCCCAAUGGAGGUUGAUUUUCAAGAGUUUCACCUCAAGUUUCCUUAUAUCUUCUUUUACAUAUUUGAGUAUUCGGAUAUACUAGUAUUUGAAUAGUCAGUAUUCAUACUGUUUUCAUGGGCUGACUUAAUAGGCUUGAGAUCAUUUCCUUUUGAACUGCUAUGGAAAAUUUCUGAAGGUGGUAAACGAACA